This is a messenger RNA of Helicoverpa zea (corn earworm), 1104 nucleotides long. RefSeq names its product bombyxin A-1 homolog. The record is from RefSeq and is a predicted model, not a curated record. Gene Ontology annotation, molecular function: hormone activity. The transcript has 3 exons. Bases 215 to 580 code for a protein of 121 amino acids. Gene Ontology annotation, cellular component: extracellular region. Lineage: Eukaryota; Metazoa; Arthropoda; Insecta; Lepidoptera; Noctuidae.
AACCCUUUAGGUGUACAUGACUUCACAAAGGUGAGGAACGAACCCUGUGACACCUUUACCUAGACAAGGUCACACAUCGAAAUUCAUUAACCGCCUUUAUUGUAUGGUAUUGACAAGUUGGAAUAUUAAUUAUCAUGGAGGGGUAUAAAACGGGAACUUGCUCCUUAUUCAAGCACAUUCGAGCUACGUGUGUUCUGAAAAUAAGGUGUUAAAGAUGAAUUCCCACCAAUCCAUCGUCCUCCUCGCUCUCACCAUCACGCUGUGCUCAGCGCACAUCGGGGGUGGUCAGGUCUCGUUCCAGGAUGCCAACCCGCAGGUGUACUGCGGCCGGUCUCUCGCCAGAGCCCUGGCGUUCCUGUGCCCCGAUGACGGAGGCUCCGAGAUCAAGCGCUCCGACGCUGGUUCCAUGUAUAAUGCAAUUCUACCACCUUACUACAAAGAGCAGGAAGGGUUCGGCUGGCCUUGGCUGGCUCCUCACAAGGCCCGGGGCAUGUCCCUCCCCUCCCGAGGCAAGAGGUUCGUCGUCAACGAGUGCUGCGACAAGGCCUGCAGCCUCAGCGAGCUGCUCUCGUACUGUUAAACAGUAUGUCAAAUGCUGUGUUGCCAGCUGGAAGAAUUUGUAAAGCUACUGUGUUUAGCGCUUUGCCGUAGUCGCCUGUUUUGUUAGACUGUGGUUAGGUUUGUGUUAUUCGGUAUUAUUAUAAAAGAAAUUCUGUAAGAUGGAAUUCCAGCAAAUCUUUACCGCUUUAAUUGUAUAUUGGGGAUGUAAAAAACUUAGCAGAAAAUUGUUUGAAUACAAAGAAAUGAGAACCUAAGAAAAUCUCCAAUACAAUUUCUUUCAAGUUUUUUAAAUAUUAAAAUGAAAAGAGCAUUUUAACAGAUAAAUAAUAAAUGUCCCACGUUGGCAACACAGCGGGAGCACUAUUUUUCUAAAUUAUUAUUUCAUCUCGAUGGAUGAUCAUAAAUCAUUAUAAAACGGGUAAUCCCCUGAUAGUGGAUCGUUGCUCAGGCACUCGUUUAUGUGGACUUUUUUGCUUUUUACUAGAUAAAUGUUGUUUAUGAGUGAAAAUAUUUUAUAUGAUAAUAAAUUUAUUGUUGUUGCAA